Coffea eugenioides is the source of this 3075-nucleotide messenger RNA. Its product is annotated as putative late blight resistance protein homolog R1B-17. The record is from RefSeq and is a predicted model, not a curated record. Gene Ontology annotation, biological process: defense response to other organism. The transcript has 2 exons. Bases 1 to 3075 code for a protein of 1024 amino acids. Gene Ontology annotation, molecular function: ADP binding. Lineage: Eukaryota; Viridiplantae; Streptophyta; Magnoliopsida; Gentianales; Rubiaceae.
AUGGCCUCUACUCGUGUCGAUUCCGUCUUGCAUAAUCUGGAGUUGCUCCAGAACAACCUCGAAAAACGUGAUUCAUUUGAAACUGGAUUUUCCAACCUGCGUGAAGGAUUUGAGGCCCUCAAGCUGAAUCUGCUGUUCCUGAAACCAGUUCUUCUGUGUGCAAGAAACUGGAGCAACGACCAAUUGAAGGUAAGGCUUCGAGCUUUCUUGUCUAAGAUUGAAGCUGCUGUAAACAGACCUGGGAUGGAUAUAAACUCCCUCUAUCUUAGGUCAAAAAGUUCAUUCAAUUUGAAAAGCGUAGUCACAGCUUUGAAACCAGUCGUCUCUAAUUUGCUGCGAAACAUCGAGUCCUUUAAGCAAGAUAUCAUCGACAUAUACGAUACCUUGUCGAGCUGCAGCUCAUCAGAGUCCGGCUCUUGCUUAAGAGACUAUGAACUCGUGGACUUCAUAGACUCCGUUCUACAGAAUCUGAUCGAUCUUCUCAGCCGUCGGUAUUUUGAGUCCAUGGAAGAUUACAACAGUGCUUUGCACGCACAUAUUGAGGCCCUUGAAGACAAGCUUACAUUCUUGAAAAAUUUCAUUGGCUUUGCCAAAUUUCUGGGUGUUGAAGAACGUGAAUUGGGAGAUCUGUUGGCUCACGUUCAAGUUGUGGCUCUAAAUGCCGCACGCCUCUCUUACAAGUGUUUGUUUUACAAGGAAGAUGAAGAGAUGCAUGAUCCCAGGAUGUGCUCCAUAAUCAGUGAACUACUGGAGAAGAUUAACCCCGUUGACCUCCAAGUUUAUGAGACAUAUGUCAAAGUCCUUAAAGCUCCGAAAUCCCCAGAAUCAUUGCUUACAACGCAGACAGAUAUGCAAAUACUGAAGGAUUUUAAUGAUUCUCUCAUAAGUAGUCUUUGGGAACUCCUAUGGUGCAGAACCAGCUUCGCAGUUUCUGUGAAAGAUCAAAUGAAAAGACUCUAUGAGGGACUGAGAUUUUUGAGAAGCAUUCUGAAUGAGGCGCAGGAGAAUAUGAAUGAGCUAAAUGAUAAAAUUGUGGCUGUUAUUAGUGAGGCAGGAAUUGUAGUUUUCUCACUCUUUCUGAAUGAAAUGAAAGAACUGGGUGUUGACUCCUUAGUGGUCGGAGAAUCUGCUGAAUCUUGUGCUAUGUUAGUCAACACGAACAACAAUGUUAUGCUUAUUGUGGCUCAGCUAAGGGGUUCAAGCAUCUCAGGAAGUAAACCCUCCUGUCAUAGCUUCAAAGGACAAGUUCGCAAGACUACCCGUUUCAAGCCAUCAAGAGGUAGAGUACCAAUGACCGAUGAAUUUGUAGUUGGUCUCGAGGAUGAGGCAAAAAAAGUGAUUAACAGACUCGAAAGAGGAUCAGCAAUGUUGCAAAUUGUUCCCAUUGUGGGAAUGCCUGGACUUGGCAAGACCACUCUAGCCAAAAAAAUUUACAAUAGUCCCCCAGUUCGGGCUCACUUCCAUUUGUUUCUUUGGUGUACUGUUUCUCAAGAAUAUAACUUGAAAAAUCUACUAGUUCAAAUUUUGUCCUCUCUUGGUAAACAGGCUAGCGUGAAUGAAGAGCACAAAGUUCUGGAUGAGAUUGAUUUAAUGCUAAACCUCAAGAAACUGUUAUUGAAGAAUAGAUAUCUCGUUGUUUUAGAUGAUGUCUGGGACAUUGGGGUAUGGCAUGGCUUGUGUCAUUCAUUCCCUGACGAUAGGACUGGAAGUCGAAUCCUAAUUACAACUCGAGAAUCUAGUGUGGCUUCAGAGGUUAGAAUUGGUGUGGAUUCUGUGGAACUUCACAAUCUUCGUGAACUCACCAAAGAAGAGAGUUGGGAAUUAUUGCAGACGAAGGUGUUUGGAGAAGCACAUUGUCCUCCACCACUACGCAUGCUUGGGGAGAAAAUAGCAAGAAAUUGCAAGGGAUUGCCUCUUACCAUAGUCAUCAUAGCUGGAAUUUUGUCAACUAUAGAGGAUGAGGCUUGGAGUGAAGUUGAUAGUUUAACUUCAGCCAUUGCGUAUGAUACAGACCGGUGCAAGUAUACAUUGGAGCUGAGUUACAUGAACUUACCACUUCAUUUGAUACCAUGCCUUCUCUACUUUGGGGCAUUUAGAGAAGAUCAAGAAAUUGAAACUGAGAAGUUGACGAGACUAUGGAUAGCCGAAGGCUUUGUAUCUGCUGAAGAGCCUGUGCAAGAUACAGAACCAAAGAGAUUAGAGGAUUUAGCAGAAGAAUACAUGAUGCAUCUUAUUGGCCGAAACCUAAUCAUGGUUGCCAAACAAGGACAUACUGGUGGAGUCAAAACUUGUCGCAUUCAUGAUCUAUUACACGAGUUUUGUAAGGACAGCCAAACAAGAAAAUUUCCUACAGGUGUUGCGUGGCUACAUCUGCUAUUGUUUAGUCAGAUUGAAGAGACUGAUUCAUUCAUCGCUGAUAUGUCAUUUGUCUUUGGCAUCUACAAAAAACUUCGGGUGUUGGAUUUGGAGCAAAUUUUUCUGCGGCAUAAGGUUUUACCUGGAGAAGUAGAAGCUCUUGUUGAGCUGAGAUACUUGGGUGUUCAGGGUGCAAUGAGUUCCAUUCCCUCCACAAUUGACAAGCUCUCCAACUUAGAAACUUUUGUUGUGAUUGCUGAAUCUGGUACUGUUUCAUUGCCAGAUACCAUAUGGAACAUGACCAAGUUGAGGCAUCUACAUGUGGUGGGCUGGAACGUUACUUGUUCUUUGCCGAGUGAAAAUCUUGAAAACACCUCCGGCCUCUCGAAUUUAGAUACUCUUUCCACCUUGAUUGUGACUUUAGACGACAGAGCGGAAAAUAUAAUGAGAAAGAUUCCAAAUGUCCGCCAACUGAAGAUCCAACUCUCGGCAGCAGAGUGCUCUGUGGGAUGCUGCAACUUAAGUCACCUUUCAAGUCUAGAAGCACUCGAAGUGUUGGCGGAGUCAUUGCCAUCGAAUCCUGUUGAGUUUUCUUUCCCUCUACAGUUAAAAGAGUUGGUCCUUGGAGGAUUGUAUCUGCCCUGGAGUAAAAUUUCAGUGAUUGAGGAACUACCCGACCUUGAGGUCCUUAUAUUACUCGGCGAGUCAUUUGUCGGAUAA